ACCUGCCGAAAAUUAUGGUCACCUUAUGUCAACUGGAAUUCUGUGGAAUGCUUGCGAUUUAUUUCAGCAAUUACCUUUAAACAAUUCGACUGCUGUAUCAAAAAAAUGGAAAGAAAUUUUGGCGUUGUUAGAAGACGCUAUUUGUGAAAUUGUUGAUUUAAUUUCUGAAAAUAAUCAAAAUGAAAAUGAUGAUAUUGAUGAUGGAUGGGAUGAAAUUCUUGGAGAAUCAGCAGCUGCAAGUUCAGUUCUUUCUACAACUGAGAAAGAGAUGGGAUCUUUAUGUUUGGAUUUAAUAAAACUUGCCCAAUUACUUUUUAAGAAAAUUCUUCAACGGUGUAUUGAUCCUUUGAAUACUUCAAAUAAGUUGGAUAAAAAAAAUAUCGAUAAUUCCCAACAAGACAACAUAAAUGAAACAUUAGAUCGAUUUGUAGAAUUAGGCAAUUCAAUCAUUGAUUGCACUGAUGAAUUAGGUACUAGCCUAUAUUCACCACAUAAUGUGGAAAUGAUCGUAUCUCAUGCUAAUGAUCUUAAAUCACAUUCUCAAGAAUUAAUUGGAUUAGCCAUGCUUUUGACAACCGGAAGUCACAAGGAAUGGUUUGUUUUUUGUGAUGGCCAAUUUACAAAGAAAUUACAAAUAAUUAUAGAUAAGAGUGGAUUAUGA
Messenger RNA from Dentiscutata heterogama, 661 nucleotides. Lineage: Eukaryota; Fungi; Glomeromycota; Glomeromycetes; Diversisporales; Gigasporaceae. The record is from the annotation of a GenBank genome assembly.